Jaculus jaculus (lesser Egyptian jerboa) is the source of this 1147-nucleotide messenger RNA. It is a transcript of the gene Whr1, whose product is annotated as serine/threonine kinase 19. NCBI's taxonomy places the organism in Eukaryota, Metazoa, Chordata, Mammalia, Rodentia, Dipodidae. The transcript has 7 exons. Bases 1 to 765 code for a protein of 254 amino acids. Gene Ontology annotation, molecular function: protein serine/threonine kinase activity. The record is from RefSeq and is a predicted model, not a curated record. Gene Ontology annotation, biological process: positive regulation of Ras protein signal transduction; protein phosphorylation.
AUGAGCCGCAAGCGGCAGCUCCUGGCUCCCGAGGCCUUCGCGCCGAAGCGGCGGCGGGCGCAGGGGGCCGAGGGCGCCGAUCCUCUGAAGGCCGAAGCAGGCUCGGCGCGCGCGGCCGUGGCCCAGCUCGCGCAGCUCUUCCCACGAGGCCUGUUCGAGGACACGCUGCCGCCCAUCGUGCUCAGGAGCCAGGUGUACAGCCUGCUGCCCGACCGGACGGUGGCCGACCGGCAGCUGAAGGCGCUCCAGGAGCGGGGAGAGGUCAGAGCCAUCCAGCUGGGCUUCGACUCGGACUCUCACGGGGUUGUCUUCACCGAGGACUACACGGCCUCGGUCCUCAAGGCCUGCGCUGGCCGCCCUUAUGCUGGGGCAGUGCAGAAGUUUCUGGCCGCAGUGCUUCCAGCCUGUGGAGACCUUAGUUUCCAGCAGGACCAAAUGACACAGACCUUUGGCUUCAAGGAUCCAGAGAUCACGCACCUGAUAAGCGCCGGGGUCCUCACUGUUCGCGAUGCUGGCAGCUGGUGGCUGGCUGUGCCCGGAGCUGGGAGAUUCAUCAAGUGCUUCAUUAAAGGGCGCCAGGCUGUACUCGGUAUGAUCCGGAAGGCCAAGUACCGGGAGCUGCUCCUGUCAGAGCUCCUGGGCCGGCGGCCCCCUUCGGCAGUGAGGCUCGGCCUUGCCUACCAUGUGCACGACCUCAUUGGGGCCCAGCUGGUGGACUGCGUCUCCACCACUUCCGGAACCCUCCUCCGCCUGCCAGAGACGUGAGGAUCCUGCUCAUCAGGGGGACUGAUGGAUCCCAGCGGUGCUGACCCAGGGUGGCUGAUCAGGGUCACCUGGGGAAGGCCCCGGCGCCAGCAUGAGUGCUGGGCUCAUGGGUGCCCAUGGAACUGCUGCCGCAAGCUGGAGCUGGGGCCCCUGGUGGGCUGUGGGUGUUGCUGCCCCCUGGUGGGCUGUGGGCGUUGCUGCUCUGUGUAGAACCGGGAGCUCUGCUGAGUCCGUGCCACUGCCAGUCAUCAGUGGUCCCAUCAUGAUUCUUUCCUGGGCUCCUGGGGAGACUGGGGAAGGAGGUAGAGUCCUCUGCCCUACAUGCUGGGUUGGAAUUACCAAAUAAAGCAUUGCUGCCUGUGAGGUCAGGACAUGGCGUUCA